AAUCACAUAUGGACAUUUAUUUAUAACAAAGUAUUUGCUAUAUAAUAAGGUCUUCAAAGUCUAGAGGAGUAGACUUAUAUGUAUUAAAAAAUAAUUACAUAACAAGUAGAAUGGGUAUCUGCAUAUCCGUUGCAUCUUCAGAGAUUCAUGGAAUCCCUCAAGUUCAUGAUGAAAAUGUCAUGAUAUUUGAAGCAAACAAGGUCCAACAUGAGACUCAUAGACUUUGCUCUGUUUACUCUAAAAAAGGUACUAAAGGUCUCAACCAAGAUGCUGCCUCUCUUUAUCAGGGUUAUGAGAUGGAAGAUGGAGCAUUUUGUGGUGUUUAUGAUGGACAUGGAAGGAAUGGACACAUAGUGAGCAAGUUAGUGAAUAGUAAUUUGUCUUCUCUCAUAUUAAGCCAAAAGAAUGGUUUUGAGGAGAUUGAUACACAAACAAAUAUUGUGGACUACAAACAAAACCAUUUUCCAAAGAACUUUCUAAAAUGGAAAGAAGCCAUUCUUGGUGCUUUUAAGGUGAUGGACAAGGAGGUGAAGCUACAAGAGAAUAUAGAUUGUUCUUGCAGUGGAACUACUGCUGUAGUUGUCAUAAGACAGGGUAAAGGUCUCAUCAUAGCUAAUCUUGGUGAUUCAAGAGCAAUCUUAGGGACAAUCCAUAAUGCAAAACUGGAAGCUAUUCAAUUGACUACUGAUUUGAAGCCUGGAUUGCCUUGUGAAGCAGAGAGAAUAAGGAAUUGCAACGGUUGCGUAUAUGCGCUAAAGGAAGAACCACAUGUCCAACGAGUAUGGUUGCCCAACGAAACCUACCCUGGCCUAGCCAUGUCUAGAGCUUUUGGAGAUUUCAUACUCAAAGACCAUGGUGUUAUUUCCAUCCCAGAUGUUUGCUAUCACCCUUUAACAUCAAGUGACCAAUUUGUUGUUCUUGCAAGUGAUGGGGUGUGGGAUGUACUAAGUAAUGAUGAGGUUGCAUCAAUUGUGUGGAAGGUAGAAAGUGAAGAGGCAGCUGCAAAGGCAGUGGUGGCAGCAGCCACAGCUGCAUGGGCAAACAAGUAUCCUUCUUCUAGGGUAGAUGACUGCACUGUUGUUUGCCUUUUCCUACAGAAGAAACCACAAAACUUGGGGCAUAUGAAAAGUGGAAAAUUAGGUUAAAUGCCCCUUCCACUAAUUAUUACUAGUACCUAGAUAUAUAAAGGCCUAGCUGCAAUGUAUGGUAAAACCAUCGCAAAGAAAGGAGGUAUCAAAUGUAGGGACUCAAAUUGAAAUGAGUAAACCCUUAAGUUAGUGCAUAAAAACUGGUCAUAUUAGUUUUUAAAGAUAUACAAAGCGUUCCACACCUUUUUUUGUGAAAUAUAUACACAUCAUGGUCAAAUUAAUUCUUUACUUUGUUAGCUAAAAGACUCAUUGGAGGGCAAAAUGUACACUUCAAAUACUAAUUUUCAUUUUUAAAGACUUUGUGUGUGUUUGGUUUUCA
Molecule: messenger RNA, 1467 nt
Organism: Cicer arietinum (chickpea)
Lineage: Eukaryota; Viridiplantae; Streptophyta; Magnoliopsida; Fabales; Fabaceae
Product: probable protein phosphatase 2C 72
Biological process (GO): protein dephosphorylation
Molecular function (GO): protein serine/threonine phosphatase activity
Source: RefSeq, a predicted model, not a curated record